AAGUGCACGUCAAGAAGUGCAAAAAGUGGCAAAGAGUGCUGAAGAAUGGAUGUGAGGGACAUAAAAGAAGAACCAGAGGAUUCUGAGUAUCCUUCUGCGGAAGAUCAAUUCAUUGAUUGUGAUAUCGUGAAGGAAGAGUACGAGAUACAAGAUGCUUCGGAGUGUUUUGUGGAAAAGUAUGUUGAUAACCUUCCAAUCUUUCAAUUUCUAAAGUCUCUCCUUUUUUUCAUGCUAAGAAAGCUGCCUGCGCAGAUUGAGGGCGCCGUGAGGAACAUCGUCAGCUACGAGAUCACGGAGUACCCAAAGGCAGAGAGUGAGGAGAAAAAGUUCAAGUGUUCAGUGUGCGCGAGGACAUUUGCCAAGUCAAGCUAUUUGGGAGCACAUUUCAGAAGCCACAAUCCUCACAAACCCUACAAAUGCAACAUUUGCGAGAAGAAUUUCACCCUCGCAUCCCUUCUGCAGAAGCACAUCACGUCGCACUUUAGCCAGAGAACUGUUCCGUGUUCGUAUUGUCCGAAGAAAUUCAAGACCAGAGAAGCUGUGGCGAAGCACAUGAAGGUUCACACGGAGAAACCGCGUCCGUGUGCGAUUUGUGGAAAGAUGCUGAAGAAUGCCAGAAGUCUGCAAUAUCAUGUGAAGUACGAGCAUGAAUUCAAUGGUCUGCAGAAGCCUGUGGUUUGUCAAGUGUGCGGAAAAGCCUUCAAGACGCAAUUCCUGCACGAUCGACACACGGAGAUUCACAAGGAGCAAAUCAAGAGCUUCGAGUGCGAGAUUUGCCAUCAGAAGUUCAGGGAGAAGUACAAGCUGAAGACGCACAUGAGCAUUCACACUCUGGAGAGGCCAUUUGCUUGCGAUAUUUGCAAUAAGACAUUCAGAUUGAAGCAUCUCCUGGACAACCACAGAAACAGGCAUUUUCCUGCUGAGAAAGUUGAGUGUUUCUACUGCAGAAAGGCUGUGAAGUAUCUAGAUUCGCACAUACAACUGAAGCACAGAGGCCUUCCUAAGUCUGCUGCAUCAAUUCCUUCGUGCACAGUUUGCAAGGAAAUCUUCCCGAGUUUGGAGGAUUUGAUCGUUCAUGUGAAGAUUCACAAACUCGAGAAACGCUUCGAGUGCGCAACUUGUGGCAUGAAAUAUUGCUACAAGAGUGAAUUGAAGGGACAUUUGCAAGCGGUCCACUUGAAAUUGCCAAACGCCAAGAAGGAAAAGAGCCAAUGCACGCUGUGCUGGAAGACAUUUAGUGGUGUGUGGAAUUUAAAGUGUCACAUGAACACGCACAAUUCCCAAAAGGUUUUCGCGUGUGAAAUAUGCACGAAGAGCUUCAAGUUUGAGAAUUCACUGAAGCGUCACAUGGAGGAACAUGAGACUUUAGUGGGAAAUGCCAGAAAGUGCUUUUAUUGUGCAGAAGAGUUCGAUGAUAAACGAAAGCUACGAAUUCAUGUGGCAACAAAUCAUCGUGGUUUAUCAAUCAAUGCCACAGAGCCUCCCUUCAAAUGCACUGUUUGCAAGGAGAAUUUCCAGAACUUUGAAGGACUGAAGGAACAUGUCUCAAUUCAUAAGGAGCAUUGUGAUAUUUGCGGAAAGAGCUUUAAUUUGAAGAGUCAAGCGAAAGCUCAUGCUGAGAAAUGUCAUCAUAAGAAUUGAUUUCGCCAAAAGACAGCAUUUUAUGGAAGCAUUCUUUGUACUGUGUGUAUGAAAAUGUCAUGU
Phlebotomus argentipes is the source of this 1704-nucleotide messenger RNA. RefSeq names its product zinc finger protein 26-like. Bases 46 to 1641 code for a protein of 531 amino acids. The transcript is spliced from 3 exons. The record is from RefSeq and is a predicted model, not a curated record. Lineage: Eukaryota; Metazoa; Arthropoda; Insecta; Diptera; Psychodidae.